UCCUGUCGACCAGAAGGAUGAAGAGCAGACGAAUGUUGACGAUAGCCGUGGCUGUCUUAUCGAUGCUAGCGUUGCCGAGAUGCAGCGGCGAGCUCUACACCGCGCUGGCGGAUAUGGAGGAAUUGCUGGAAACGGAGGCGGUGCUCAUCGACACUCUGAACGGCUACAUUAAAGCGCAGGAAGAGCGUCUGGCUACUCUCAGAAAGAACGUGGAGGAUUACGCCAGGGAGCACGAGGAAGCCUCGAGAAACAUUCAGCAGUACCUGUCGAAUCCAAUCAACGCUUAUCUGCUGGUAAAAAGGCUGACCACCGACUGGAAACGAGUCGAGGAGCUGAUCACCCAGGACGUGGGCAAGUCGUUCGUCGCGAACAUCACCAGCUCGCGGAGCGACCUGAAAUUCCCAACUGACGAGGACCUUAAUGGCGCGGCCGUUGCUCUGAUGAGGCUCCAGGACACUUACAAACUCGAAACUGCACAAGUCGCCAGGGGCGUGCUGAAUGGAGUCCAGUACAGCACCGGAUUAACGGCCAGCGAUUGCUUCGAGCUCGGACGACAGUCCUAUCACAAUCGCGAUUACUAUCACACGGUGCUGUGGAUGCAGGAAGCCAUGGAUCGACUUCAAGAAGAGCAGAAUGCUACCAGCACUUCGAAACCGGAUAUCUUGGAAUAUCUAGCCUUCUCGACGUACAUGCAAGGGAACGUGGCGCGAGCUUUAAGCAUGACGAACGAGCUUUUGGAACUGGUGCCGACGCACGAGCGAGCUUUGGGCAACCGGGCUUAUUACCAGAAGGAAAUUCAGAGCAAGGCGAACCAGUCGAAGAAGAAACGCGGGGAGGACGAGCAGGAGGACACUGCGAUCCCUGAGCAGCACUUCACCGUUAACGAGGAGAAAGCAAAAUCGUGGGAUGAGUUGUCGGAAAGGGAGCGUUACGAGAUGCUGUGCCGUGGCGAGGUCUCGAUCACACCGGCCAUGAAGAAGAACCUAAUGUGCCGAUACGUCGACCGUGGAAUCCCGUUCCUGAAGAUCGCGCCGCUCAAAGAGGAGGAAGCGUAUCUGGACCCGAGGAUAGUGAUUUACCAUAACGUGAUUUACGACGAGGAGAUCGAGACGAUCAAAAGAUUGGCGCAGCCCAGGUUUAAACGCGCCACAGUGCAGAACUACAAAACUGGUGCCUUAGAGAUAGCAAAUUAUAGGAUUAGUAAGAGCGCGUGGCUGCAGGAACAAGAACAUAAGCACGUAGAGGCUGUUAGCAAACGUGUCGAGCAUAUGACGAGCUUAACUGUGGACACCGCGGAAGAAUUGCAAGUUGUUAAUUACGGAAUCGGUGGUCAUUACGAGCCACACUUUGACUUUGCCAGGAAAGAAGAAACGAAUGCGUUCAAGAGUCUGGGAACCGGCAACCGUAUUGCUACCGUUCUGUACUACAUGAGCGACGUGGAACAGGGUGGUGGUACCGUGUUCACCGCCAUCAACAUCUCUCUGUGGCCCAGGAAGGGCAGCGCCGCGUUUUGGUACAACUUGAAGCCCAACGGGGAGGGUGACUUCAAGACCAGGCACGCGGCCUGCCCGGUGUUAACUGGAUCCAAAUGGGUUGCAAACAAAUGGCUGCACGAGAGAGGUCAAGAAUUCCGGAGGCCCUGCACCUUGGAGAACCAAGCAGCGGACGAAGCUGACGUCAGGCACUGAAUCUGCAACGAAACCACGGAUCAACCACGGUUCUAGUAGAAACGGACGAGAAGAGUGUCUCUGUUCGAGAUCGAAACACCGGAAUGUUGUUGUAAAGGGAACGUUGACUUUGUCGUCGCGACGAGUCUCGAACAAAUUCGAAGCGAUGUAAUUACACCGUGAACUUUUCUAUCGGUCGCGCGAACCCGCGGCGGUUCAAGCUCUUAUCUAUUAAGAACAACUACCCUCUUCUAAGUCGUUGUCAUCGAGUUUCGAUUCGUCGUUUUCUUACUACCGGAGCACAGCAUUUUAGGUGUAGCGUGCAUUAGGAGUCGAAGCAAUAAAACGUUCCACGUUUCGGGCCAGUCUGUUUAUCCUCGCGGGGGUCUCAUGAUCGCUGAGAUUGCAGCGCGAUCACGAGGCCCCUGAGAUGGUGUGUGAUCGAGAGUUAGCUCUAGGCAAAGGAGAAACGGAAUCAAGCAUUCCUGUGUUCAUCAUAGAGUAUUCUAAUCGCAUCUUCACCGCAUCGUUCCUUCUUCUUCACGUUUCUCGCCCCCGCCCCACUCGACCACCGGGUCCUUUUGUAAAUAGUAGUGAUGUAACCGUGAGAAUCGAUGAUUCCUUGAAGACCCAUAGCGUGUUGUAUACGAAUCGCUUGUAUAAAAUGGAAAUAAAACGAGGAGGAAUGACAGAGAGAGAGUUUAUCGAUGAGAAUUGUCUCGAUCAUGGGCGGGAGUAGAAUAGAUUUUAUCGACAGGGCCCAGGAAGCUUUGAUACCAUUUUAUCCAGAAGAGAUCUUGUUGAUACGUGUCAGAGAGCUACCACAUUUUAUCUAUCAGAUUUUAUAUAGCAGAUCCACUCUAUAAAAAUGCAAGCUUAGUAUUAAUUUUUUAAGUCGUCUGCUUCAAAAUUUUUGAAAUUGUGAAUCAAACUAUUCCAAGACACAACUGUCUAACUCUGUUGGAGUCUAUUUUGCAAAGAGACUAUACUAAACUAAUGAAUUAAAUGUGCUAUCAUAUUAAAAAAAUUGUCCAUGGAGUUUAUAGAUCUUCUACGAAUCAGUAAUAUAGCGCACAUAACAUGAUUUAAAGUAAUAUUUGCGUCUGAAGAAAAGUAACAAGCAAUUGUUGUUUAAUUUGGAUAUACGACCUUAUUCAAGUGUUGUCUUUUGAAUUUUAAAUUGGCGCCAAGCAUGGUGGCGCUUCCAGUCACGCGACGAGUCGUUCAUUGGUCCAUUUUGAACCAAGUCAAAUACAACAGUAAGUCUAAAUCUUAUAAAAAUUCUUUUAAAUAAAAUAUCUAAGCAAAAUGCUAUUUGCGAUUGCUCUCAUGUUACAUGAAAGAUCUACGAAAUGGUGGAUCUAUUCUAUGCCUGGUUCAUGGUCACGUCUCUUUACACCAGUGAUAUUGACCGUAGCAUGUAAGGCGUUAUUUGUGAGCUUCGAUGUCCGUUGUCGUUUCGAAUGAAAAGAAUCUAUUGAAACUAUCAAGUAGAGCAAAGAAAAAGAUAUGCAAA
This is a messenger RNA of Megalopta genalis, 3183 nucleotides long. RefSeq names its product prolyl 4-hydroxylase subunit alpha-1. Gene Ontology annotation, molecular function: procollagen-proline 4-dioxygenase activity; iron ion binding; L-ascorbic acid binding. Gene Ontology annotation, cellular component: endoplasmic reticulum. Gene Ontology annotation, biological process: peptidyl-proline hydroxylation to 4-hydroxy-L-proline. Lineage: Eukaryota; Metazoa; Arthropoda; Insecta; Hymenoptera; Halictidae. The record is from RefSeq and is a predicted model, not a curated record.